UCUGAUUUUGCGCUUGUUAAAUUCACAGUAGCGUCGACGAAUUGGCGAAUGGCCGGUGUUACUCGACGUCGGCGUCGUUGCGAUGAUGCCACAUUUCGAGCCUCUUUUCUCCGUGUCGCGACGGUGCGUGGAUUUCAGUAAAAAACGUGCGCAGCUUUGAAUAUCGUCGGGUACCGUGACGCGACGUGUAUUAUGUGACUCCUGUUCAAAAAUAGAGUUUACAUGUAUUUUUGCUAAACCUUCAAACAAAAGCGAUAUGGUCAACAGAAAAUAUCCUUUAACUAUGAUAAGUGCCUUCGAUGUAUCUACUACAUAUUUGCGCCUGUCCUAGUUCAUUUCUUAACAUCGUCAUUUUUCAGCUGAUAAUAUGAUUUAAGAAAAAAUUAGCUAUACGCACAAAUUAGGCAUAUUACACUCAUCAUAGAUGUCCCCGUACAUUUGCUCUUAAAACUUGGAAAUGUCUCCGACUGUCAGGCGUCGAUACCUGCGAUGUACUCCCCCGAUGGACAAUCGCCUUCGUCGGUGUUCGUACGUCACAGUCUGUAAUCGCUUCCGCACUGCUGUGGGCCAGUGUGCACUGUGCAUGGUGAAGGCCAAUAUCCUCAUUCACGCGAGAUUGGUACUUGUAACGAUCAUGUGCGCUUGCAGCAAUUCCUCUCAGCGAGGGGGGAAGGUCAUUUAAUUUUUUGUUAUACAUGUGCGUAGCUAACUUUUAUCUCAGAAGAGUUAAAUGUGUCAAACAUAAUCCUUUACGAAAUGACUGCGUAACGUGGGAAGUACAAGUCAACUUGACGGCCGUUAUCAAAAAGAAGUUUAUAAUUAAUUUUUGAAAACUAAAUGCAUUGAAGAUAUGCAUUAUUAUUAAAAAAUGUCAUUUAUUUUUGGUAUUUACCAAACUAGAAAAAAUAUAAUAAUAAUAAUUCAGAAAAAUCGAUCUCAACUUAAAAUCGGCAGUUGAUCGAUACUGGUGCAGAAACAAGCACUUGAAAAUGGUUAGUAAAAGAAUUUGCUUAAUGCUUAACAAAAUGCCCAUUCGUUGAAAAAUCGGUGCCCAUCUUUACCGCCAACAACUCAUGGACGUGUGGAGCGCCGCCCAGAGUAAGGCGGCCGCGCGUAUCUUUGCCAAAGCCCUGCAGCCGGCGAGGAUCGAUCCUCCGACACAGACCGCAGCGUCUAGUCCAGCUAGAAGCGCUUUCGUCGUAGUGUCUGUGGCACGCCCCACAUCGGAAUCGUCUCAAGCUGGGGUUGGUACAGAGUCUACAGAUUGCAAAGCGAAUGGAACAGACGAAGAGGAUGAAGGGGAUUUAAGCUCCAUCUACACGGAGUCGUACGAGAGCAGUGACGGUCUGCAAGUUGAGAGGGAGUCAGGAAAGAUACUGUUAUUUUCCAAACAAGCCCAUGCGUGCUCGUCGAAAUCGGCGCGAAGGUGUCAAUAUGCAAAGCUUUAAUGAAAAUUUCCAAAGAACCUCCGCCAAAUAAAUGAACUCUGGGUACUUUGAAAGUGGAUAUGGAUCACCACUUAGGAAGAACCGAAUCGAUCUGCUUAUCUCCAAAAAAGUGACCGCCAAUUCGAUAAGCAUUAUCAAAUGUAUGACAUCGUCUAAUUCGACUGGCUCAACGUUGUACGUAGACAUUAGCCGGCCAGGCGUCCUUGCAUGCUGUUCACCAGCAGUCAUUCCAGUAUUAUCGGCAGCGGUGAAGAUGAAGUCGAAACAACAGACUGCCGGGCACGGGCAGCAACCACACUGCAAGAAGUACAGACAAAAAAGCGAGCAUUUCCUGGCUGCCGUCAAGAGGAUAUUUCGGUUGUUCAGGGUU
This is a messenger RNA of Acanthoscelides obtectus, 1818 nucleotides long. The record is from the annotation of a GenBank genome assembly. NCBI's taxonomy places the organism in Eukaryota, Metazoa, Arthropoda, Insecta, Coleoptera, Chrysomelidae.